Molecule: messenger RNA, 618 nt
Organism: Prunus armeniaca (apricot)
Lineage: Eukaryota; Viridiplantae; Streptophyta; Magnoliopsida; Rosales; Rosaceae
Source: the annotation of a GenBank genome assembly
AUGCGUUUCACAAACCCUAAUUUUCUCAGUCUUGAUCUACAGGCGGACGCUCACCCGCGGCAUCACCUGCAACACAACCGUUGGGAAAGAGGAGUGCGAGGAGGGGAAUCGGGGAAAUUGGUUUGGGAAUUAUUAAAUUUCUUUACCUGCAUUUACUUAUUUGCCGAACGGAGCUUAGUGUUGGGUGCUAAUUCUCCGGAACCUUCUGGAAGAACGCAGAGAUCAGAGAGGAACAGCCCGACAACUCCAGGAACACAGAAGAAGAAGCGACCUCAGAGGAAUGCUCCCACAACUCCAGAAACGCAGAGGAAGAAGCGGCGUUUCAGGCCAGGAACUGUGGCUCUUCGGGAGAUUCGUCAUUUCCAGAAGACAUGUUCGUUGCUUAUCCCAGCUGCUCCUUUCAUCAGAGCUGUAAGAGAGGUCUCCAACAAUCUGUCUCAUGGUUCUAUACGUUGGACACCUGAUGCUUUAUUGGCAAUUCAAGAGGCAGCAGAGGAUCAUUUAGUUCAUCUGUUUGAAGAUUCCAUGCUCUGUGCAAUUCAUGCAAAGCGUGUCACUCUCAUGAAGAAGGAUUUCGAGCUGGCUCGUCGAAUUGGAGGUAUAGGGAGGCAGUGGUGA